Messenger RNA from Cuscuta campestris, 683 nucleotides. Lineage: Eukaryota; Viridiplantae; Streptophyta; Magnoliopsida; Solanales; Convolvulaceae. The record is from the annotation of a GenBank genome assembly.
AUUAGGAUUCCUAAUUUGAUGACACCUCCCUCAGAUGACACACGUCCAAUUAUAAGGGAAGCUCUCCUUCCAGUUUACGUUCUUUCUCUCGCCCAAGUUCUUCGAGCAGAGGAAAGGAAAUUUCCUCCAAAUCUUCACGCUGAAAGGAAACAAAUAUGAUUCAGCCCUGAUUCCUCGCUGCGUUGGGUCACGGAAGGAAAGAAAUCUCAGAUCCAUGGCUCUCUGCAUCGUAUCAAAGAUUCCUCCAAUCUCUCUACAACUCGAUUAUUCACCGACUAAAAAAAGGGCAAGGAAAAUCAGCGCACACAUUGUUUUCCUUCUACCGUCGCUAAAAAGUUCAAGGGUAAAUUAUUCGAUCGGUCACCUUCGUCUCCUUCUUUUGCGCAAGAGGGAUAGUGUCCUGGAAUCGGUUGGAACAGGCUCUGGCAAGACAUCACUAAAAAAAUCGGUUGAAGACGUGGCAAGCAACUUUUUGGACAAUUCCUAAGUAGAACCUCGAGCGCACAAAUUGGACAACAAAAUCAUGGAACAUCCCUGGUAACUUUCUUCAAUGUUUAUAUUUUAUAUAUUUAUUUGAUCUAAAUUUGCAUUUUAAAUAAAAUUCAGUAUUUAUCUCCAUGACUAUGGAACAUGGAAGAAUUUCAGCAUCGUUUGGCAAUCGAGAAUGAAGCAGAGGGUAGUCA